Messenger RNA from Vollenhovia emeryi, 1451 nucleotides. Its product is annotated as THAP domain-containing protein 2-like. The transcript is spliced from 2 exons. Gene Ontology annotation, molecular function: sequence-specific DNA binding. Lineage: Eukaryota; Metazoa; Arthropoda; Insecta; Hymenoptera; Formicidae. The record is from RefSeq and is a predicted model, not a curated record. Bases 230 to 1117 code for a protein of 295 amino acids.
AUCGAGGCACACAUCGCACAAAACAGAAGAAGAACCUGGUAAACAUAGGCAGGCAGAGAUUCUCAGUUUUGCCAACCGAUGCGGGGGCACGCAUAAAGAGGGGCCCGUCCUUCGCGACGGAGAUCCACUGAUGGAUUUCAGAACGAAGGCGAAACUGUGCGAAACUACGGCGGCGACGGUGUAAAGUGACGCUUGCGACAUAGUUUUCUUGGAUAAAUUUCGCACGGAGAUGACGGGCUGCUGCGUUCCCGGUUGCAACAACUCGACGAACAAGGGAUUCUCGAUGAGGAGCUUCCCUACGAACCGCGAGCGGAGAGAACGAUGGGCCGCCAGUAUCGGUAUGACGAAUAGGGUACCGAAUGCAAACAGUCGUAUAUGUGAGAUACACUUCGCCGAGGAUAUGUGGGAGAAGGACCGUUGUGAUGGCAAACGCAAACUGAAAUGUAACGCUGUACCGACGAUUUUUUCAUCUCGUUCUAUGCCGUCUGAUGUUUCUGCUUUGCUGAAAAACGGUAACGGAAACAAUAACGUCGUAAAUAUGUACAUCGCUAAUCUGACGGACGAAGGAAAGGUCAAAAUAAAUUGUCAGUAUCAAUUGCAUCCUGACAAUAUCGAACAACUAGAAAACGAACCAGAGAAUAUGCUCGCGUUUGCGAACACGAGAGAAGAAAUGGACUGGAAGAAACGAUGUGAGGAACUGACGCAGUUGUUGAGGAAAAGUGAAAGUAAAUGCGAGGAACUUCGAGAGUCUAUGAAGAGACGCGAGGAGCUGUUUAACAAGAUAAUAAAAAAGAGUUACAGGUGUGGAAAGGUUUUAAAGAAACGCCUGAAAAAACUGAGGGAAGAAAACCAGAUUUACGACAAGUUAAAAAUCAGGCUGUACGAAAUCUUCAAUGAGGAUCAAAUCAAGGCUCUAUCCAAUCAGGGAUCGAGCUGCCGAGGAUGGUCUGACGAGACGAUUAAGCGGGCUAUUCGACUGAGACGUACAUGCGGUAGCGUUGGGUACCAACAGAUUCUAGAUCAAAAUAUUCCUCUGCCCUCGGAACGAACGCUGCGAAGGAAAAUGAACAGUAUUGAAUUGGAUAAAGAUGUAAAAAAUGAGAUUGAAACGACUUAAUAUAGGCAUAUAGGUUUUUACUUUUAUCAUGCUGUGAUUAGAGUUGGAAAGUAACGUGUUUUAUAAAGGUCUGUGUCCACGAUGUUUGAACUUGGUUCAAGCUGUUCUAUAAAAGCUGCGAGUUGAUUGGCUACACAUUUUUCGGGACUAGAACUUGGACCAAGUUUUUGCAUUAUGGACACAGGCCUUAAGAAACGCUUCAUGACGACAAGUAAAUCAUUUACUGUUCCAAUAAAACUUGAUUUUAAUAUAUUUUAUAUAUUGUAGUUAUAUACAUGAUUUAUGUUGUGUAUGUAUUUUGUAUAAUAAUAUAAUAAUACAGAGUGUAACAGAA